GACGGAGUACAAUUAUACAACACAUUAUGCCAAAAGAAUGUAAGAUUAUAGCUAAUAACAUUUGUUUGGACAUUGAAAAAAUGAACUUAUUUAAUUGUCGCUACGCUGAUCUUGAGAUUUACUUUUAUAAGUUAUGCGAUGGUGUUGUCGAUUGCCCAGAUCAUUCAGAUGAAAUACAAUGCCAAGAACAAGACGUUGCCCUUAGUAAAUUUGAAGCACAUAAAAUAUUCAAUGAAAUCAAUAAAUCCCUUAAUUUGAAGGCAGCAAAGGAUUAUAAGAUGAUUAAAGAAACAAUAAUAGUCUUACUAAAUGUAAUUGAAAAUAUACAAAGGCUUAUUACAAAGUCAAACCCUAGCCCAGAAAAGAUUAAAAGAUACAGAAGACAGUAUUUUUCGUCAUUAAGCGACAUGUACACGAAAUUAAUAAACCAUUCAUCAUUUCCCUAUGAAUCGGAAGCUAUAUAUUCAUAUCUAAUAACUCUCAAUCAACAAAUGGUAUCAGUAUUAAAAUAUACAAGCACUGGAAAUAAGAAAAUAUUAUCCAACUCAUGUUUUUGUAAGCAAGGCAUAUGUCCGGUACCGGGAUGUAGCGCAAAGUGUCAGAAAAUUUGCUCUGCACAGUCCAAUUUUACCCAAUAUCAUUGUACGGCUUCGGAUAAAUUUAUUCACAUCCAUCAGAUAUGUGAUGGAAAACAUGACUGUCCCGGAAAAGAUGAUGAACUUAAUUGCAAAAAAGAUGUAUGUCGAAGUCACCAUCUUAAUCUUCUUCGCAAUAAGAUUCAAGAAGUCGGUACGAAACAGAAGGGAACUGCUGUAGGUGAACUUCUGUCUACCUGGAAAAUGAAAGUAAUUCCGGCUAUAAAAAUUGGAGAAAAUGAAGGAAGGCCAACGCACAAGAGAAUCAAGGACAUUGUUAACAGUAUAAACAAUGAUUUACUGGCCACCUAUGGUUCGGUACAAGACUAUCGAAGAAGUGGUAGUAAUUACGCUUUGAGCGAUUUCUUAUCUAUUUCACAUACGAUUGUUGAUACGAUUCGAUCCUGCACAUAUUGAAAUAUUAAAUUACAUUACAUUACA
This is a messenger RNA of Leptidea sinapis, 1076 nucleotides long. RefSeq lists its product as uncharacterized. Lineage: Eukaryota; Metazoa; Arthropoda; Insecta; Lepidoptera; Pieridae. The coding region runs from base 27 to 1052 and encodes 341 amino acids. The transcript is spliced from 4 exons. Gene Ontology annotation, molecular function: protein binding. The record is from RefSeq and is a predicted model, not a curated record.